Messenger RNA from Pristis pectinata (smalltooth sawfish), 2007 nucleotides. It is a transcript of the gene c1h2orf76, whose product is annotated as chromosome 1 C2orf76 homolog. The record is from RefSeq and is a predicted model, not a curated record. The coding region runs from base 753 to 1133 and encodes 126 amino acids. The transcript is spliced from 7 exons. NCBI's taxonomy places the organism in Eukaryota, Metazoa, Chordata, Chondrichthyes, Rhinopristiformes, Pristidae.
GUCUGCUGGUAAUGUUAUAAUGGAGGCAGGGUGAUGGUGGGGUUUGUGGUGUGGGGUGUUAGGUGGAUCAGCAGUUGGUCUGAUGCUCUGCUGAGGCUUUGGCAGGGCUAUGGCGCAAAUGAGCGAGUGCCUCAGAAGAAUCGUAGUGUGUGCUCUCGGACAGAGUAAGGGAUGGAAUCUAGAGAGUGCAGGAGCUGGAAACAGGAGGAUUUAGUGGCAGAGAAAGUGCAACUGAUUCAGGCAGUAACUUGGUUCUGGACUCACAAAUGCAUGACCCACUUGAUAGUGAUUGAAAACGUAGUCUGAGGAAAACUGGAGAAAGUAUGGGGCAGGUUUCCUUUUAUUAUUUUACAGUGGAGUGACCUUAAAAUUCCGGGUUCCAUUAAUCUGGAGAGAAGUGGGAUGUGAUAGAAGUUGAACAAGUAGAGACCAAAUUGUUGAAGAUGAAAACAAACCCUACAAAUGCUGGAAAUCUGAGAUUUAAAACAGAAAUUGCUGAUACUCAGCAGGUUGGGUAGCAUCUGUGAAAGGAGAAACAGUUAAUGUUUCGGGUCAGUAACAUUUUGUCAGACCAUUGUUAUUUAGUCUAUAAAUGAUUUUGGUAUUUGCACAACAUUGUUGCUGUGGUGCAGUUUUGCCAUCUUUUUCUUCUGGUCUUUUGAUCCCAGGAACACAAUUGGACAAUAGAUUAAUCAAGAAGUAAGGAAAUCCUAUUGUCAAGGCUUUUACUGCUUAAAGUUCCAACAUACAAAAUGUCCUCUGAAAAAAUAACUGUUACUGUUCGUCUGGUUCGUUCCUUUGAGCAUCGCAAUUUCAAACCAGUGGUCUACCAUGAUGUUAAUGUAAAUCAGUCUGUAAAGGAAUUCCUUGCCUUUCUCCAGAAUGAUAUAUCUUCAAAGCCUGGACUCCCCCCACCAUUUAAGAAGUACACCUAUGAUACAUUGAAGAUUAUUCACCAAGCACAUGGGGCAAAGACGAAUGAUCUUGUUGUAAGUUUGGAUAAUGAUGAUCAACUUUUACUAAAGGAAACCAGCACACUGAAAGAAGCAGGAGUGGCCCAUGAAACGGAGAUGGCUUAUUUUAAGAGAGAAGAUUAUGAAACUUACAAAAAGAACCCUGUAAUGAUCUGGUGACAAUAGUAAAAAUGAUUUAAUGACCAGAAUUACCACAUUCUGUGAACGUUUUGAGAACAGUGUAAUGGAGGAUCUUGUUCAAAUAAUGGAAUUUUUUUUCUUUCCUGUUUAAAUGUUAACUGUAAAAACAUGUUUUAAUUUGUGUGGUUUAUUAGUAUCACUCCACAAUAUUUCCACCAGUUGAGCAGUUGCUAUGUACACUUCUGUAAUAAGGAGACAUUUAGGAAGAUUUUCCAAAUGCUUGUUUGUUCACAGCCCAGUAUUGAGGGGGAUCAGAAUCCAGGAAGGUUUCAUACUUUCCAUUGGGAAAUGUGGGAUAGAACAAAAUAGCUGAACCAAAGUAAAUUUUUUGUACAUGGAUAUCAAAUUGUUAACAUUCUUUCAAAUAAGCAAAUUGUUUUAUUUGUGCCGAUAUAAAAUCAUCAGGUUGAGAUUUGCAGUAAGUUACUAAUAGCAUGCAGUGAACUGGAUAUUCUAAUGCAGAGAAGUUGUUUUCCUAAAGCAUUUUUCUUUGCACCAUCGCUAGUUGAGUUCCUGGCCCAUGGCUCCAGUUACCCAGGUUCAAUCCUGACCUCCAGUGCUGUCUGGAGUUUGCAAGUUUUCACUGUGACCCCAAGAGUUGCCUCCAUGCUCUCAUUUCCUCCUGCACCCCAAAGAUGUGUGGAUUGGUAGGUUAAUUGGCCACUGUAUACUGACCCAACCAUGUGGGUGAGUGUUAGCAUUUUUGAGAAACUUGGAAGAAUAAAAUGGGAUCAGUGUAAAUGAAUGUUUGAUGGUUAGUCUGUUUCCUUGCUAUUUGACUGACUCUUAAAUGCUUUAUGGCUGACGUGUUAUCUUUUGAAGUGUAUUGUUUAAUAAAGAUAAUGAUGGCAAA